This is a messenger RNA of Saccostrea echinata, 1646 nucleotides long. RefSeq lists its product as uncharacterized. The transcript has 2 exons. Gene Ontology annotation, molecular function: DNA binding. NCBI's taxonomy places the organism in Eukaryota, Metazoa, Mollusca, Bivalvia, Ostreida, Ostreidae. Bases 6 to 1580 code for a protein of 524 amino acids. The record is from RefSeq and is a predicted model, not a curated record. Gene Ontology annotation, cellular component: nucleus.
GUAAAAUGGCCAGAAAGAAAAAAGACUGGGUGCCCAAACAAGGAAAAUGGGACAGGAAAUCAUUAAGUAAAGCUGUUCAGUGUGUUAAAACGGGGGAAAUGACCAAGUUUAAAGCUUCUAAGAUAUUUGGCAUUCCAAGAACAACCCUGUCGAGGAGACUUUCAACAAUGGAUUUGGAGUCUCCAGCAUCAAAACCAACCACUCUGUCUAAAGAGGAAGAAAACUCUCUUGUUAGUCACAUUUUGGAGAUGGAGGAACGCGGGUUUGGUUUGACAAUAUCAGAUGUAUGUAAGCUUGCAUAUUCAAUUAUUGCACACCCAGGAAGAAAAAAUCCAUUUAAUGCAGACAAGAAAAUGGCAGGAUAUGACUGGUGGCAGGGAUUUCGAGACCGGCACCCAUGCUUAUCUCUCCGUAAACCUGAAGGUCUAAGUGCUGCUCGUGGUACUAUGCUUAAUCCAAAUGUAAUUUCAGACCAUUUUACCAAGCUAGGAGAUCUUAUGGAUAGACUCAAUAUAAAGUCAAAACCCCAGCAAAUAUUUAAUGCAGAUGAAACAGGAUUUAGUACAGUUCAUCAAACAUCAAAAAUUGUGGGGAGGAAGGGGAAGAAAGCCAUUCAUGCGAAAACAAGUGGUGAAAGGGGUGAAAACAUUACAGUUUUGUGUUGUGUAAAUGCUGAGGCCCAUGCUUUGCCACCUAUGGUGAUUUUCAAAGGAAAAAGAAUCAGUCAAGCUUUAAUGAGCAGUGCCCCAAGGAACACACUGUUUGCAUGCAGUAAAAGCUCAUUUAUUGAUGGAGAAUUGUUUGGAAUAUGGUUUGAAAAGAUUUUUUUGUCCAACCUCUCACCUCAAAGACCAGUGUUGCUGAUAGUAGAUGCCCAUGCCUCUCAUAUUACACUUCAUCUUCUGGAAGCAGCGAAGACAAAUGACGUUGAAAUAUUCUGCUUGCCGCCUCACACAACGCAUUGGACACAGCCACUGGACAGAAGUGUUUUUGGGCCCUUAAAGAAGGCAUACUACAAGCAUUGUGAAUCAUUUUUGAAAUCAAAUCCUGGCAGACAAAUAUCCAGAUAUGACUUUUGCGGAAUUUUCUCUCAUGCAUAUACUAGUAAUGAGAAAAUAAAUAUGGUAAAUAUCUUUGGAGGUUUUAGAGCUACAGUUGUCAAAGAACCAGCUCAAAGAAAAACUAAGAAAGUUCUUGGUGCAAGAUGUGUAACAGAGAAUGAAUUCAUCAAUGAAAUCAGACAAAAGGAGGAAAAAAGAGAAAAAGACCAGAUGGAAAAAGAAAUAAGAAAAAAAGAGCGUGAAGAAAAGAAACAAAAGAAAGAGAUGGAAAAAUUGAAGAAACAGCUUAUUAAGCCUACAAGUAAAUCAAAGAAGACUACAUCAAAGUCAAAGGAAAAUAUCCCUUCUCACACUGACACCAUUAAUUGCUGCUCCUACUGUGGGGGGUACUAUUAUGAUGAAGAUUCAGAUGAUGAGGACUGGGUUAAAUGUACUAGUUGUGAUGAUUGGUACCACGAAUCUUGCACUGGAAAAUAUGGACGCCAGCUAAAAAAUUUUGUAUGUGACAAACAUCGAUAAUUUUUUUGAUUUGGUUUUCCACUUUCUUGUGUGUUGGAGAAUGUUUACUUGUGUGAAAUACCUUAU